UUACUGAGUCAACACCAACGAUUCACACCUAUACAUGCACCUAUACAUACAAAUCGUCUCUCGAUCUGUUAUUUCUCAAGUCCCAGAAAUAUGAAAUUUCUCUUAAUGUUCGAUGGAAAUCCUAAACCUAGCCCGAAUUGGUUUACUAAAAUCGUCCAAAUGCUGCCUUGGUUCAAUUCUACUUGCUAAAUUCAAUUUCUCUUUCUUCUUAUUCGGUGGUUAGUUAAUGAAACCCCAAUUUUAUUCUUGUGAUCAUCAGAUCAAAAUAUUUGGUUCUUUCUGUAGUUCUUUUCCUUUUUCUUAAUUUCUAUGUCGUUAAUAAUUAGUGUAGAGAUUUUUAUUUUCCGUUAUGCAUCUGUAGAAUAAUUUUAUUGAGUAUAAAAAAUAAUAAAACAGGAAAAUAAAAAUUUUUUUUUUGGUUUUUUAUGUAAAUUACAUUUAUACAUUGUAUCCCAUAUAUGUAAAGAGUGAAAGGGACGGGGACGGGGACAGUGAAAUAUGGGGAGUUCGGAAACUGGAGUGGAUUGCAGCGCGCGAAGUAUUGUGUGGGUCCGGAGGCGAAAUGGGUCUUGGUGGCCAGGAAAGAUAAUAGGGACAGAUGAGCUCUCGGCAUCCCAUAUAACGUCUCCAAGGUCCGGAACACCAGUUAAGCUUCUCGGAAGGGAGGAUGCUAGUGUAGAUUGGUACAAUUUGGAGAAGUCUAAACGUGUGAAGGCUUUUAGAUGUGGCGAGUUUGACGAGUGUAUAGAAAGGGCUGAAGCUGUGCAGGGCAUGCCUCCAAAGAAAAGAGAGAAAUAUGCACGUCGGGAAGAUGCAAUCCUCCAUGCUCUUGAGCUCGAGAGGCAAUUAUUGGAGACAAGUGGGAAAGUGGGUUAUGCUUCUAACGAUAGAAUCAAGAAGUCUGAAGAUGUCACUUCUUCAGGUCACUAUGAAAAUGGAAGUGGAAAUCAGAUAGAUCCCAGAUCUCUUCAAGUUUCUGAGAGCCUUGGUAGGACAGUUGCAGAGAACCAUGUGGCAAAUCAUAUGCACGGAGAUGAGGAAGUCAGAGAGGGAAAUCAACUGAGAGGAGAUUAUGAUAAUGCUGGUGUACUGCCCCGGAUGAGAGGAUUGCAGGACGUUGGUCUUCGGAGUGGUCCGCUAAUGCAUAAGCUUUCUCCUGCAAUAGCUUCAAAUGUUUCUCUGAAACCAGUUGUUAUCAGCACUCCUGCACUCCCUAACGAUGCUUUUUCAGCAGAUGAUAAAGUUAAUCCCAACAUAGAAAAAAUGUCAGACGAUGAGAAGAGUUUGGCUGAAAGCUUGCCUGACGAAUCCGUUGUCAGGAGGCGUGACAGGCAGCGCCCUCUUAUUCAAGUACUGGAAAAGAGUGCAAAAUUACCAGUUCCAGACUCUCAGCCUGAUGAUGGUUCUGCUACUAUCAAUACAUCAGAAGAGGGGCUUCCAGGAGUUUCAUUCCGUGCAAAGAGAGGCAGAAGUGCCUAUCUAGCAACUGAUUCUGAUAGUUAUUUAAAUAAUUAUGGAAUUCAUUCUUCUCAGAUAGAAACGUCAGUUUCUAAGUUUGAAGAAAGUGAUAAGCCACAUUCUGCUGAUUAUGGCGAUGAGCACACUUCUGGGUCCACAGAGGAUACUGAAACAGAUUCUUCUGGGAAUGAUUCUCUGGAAUCAGAUUCGGAUGACGAGAUGACUGCAAUCUCAGAUGGUUCUGCGUCUAUAGAAUUACAACCCAAAUAUCCAAGAAGGAUUGAAGAACAAGGAAGCAUGACCAGUGAUGACCUUGAAGAACUGGAAUUUGGGGACGACGUCCCUCGUUCUUUUCGCAACAACCCGCUCUCGGCUAGCAUGGGAGUGUCCAGGUGGCAGCUGAAAGGGAAAAGGAAUAACCGUGGUCUUAUGAAGAGGUCUGAUGCAGAAGUUUCUGGAGGAUAUAUAUAUCGAGGACGGUCAAAUUGGAGCAGUAGUGGUAAAAAGUCUGAUUUGAUUGAGAGAAGUUUUAGGACCGGCAUGCCUGGAUAUAGAUCUACAUGUCUCCCAGAUGGCUUGGCUCGGAAUGAUCAGUCGUCCAUGAGAGGAUAUUGGGACGAUUCUCUCGAUCCUCUAUCUGCUCAGCAUCAUUUUGGUGGAAGUACCUUGUUGGAUGUGGAUUUGAAGGUUCAGGCGAACAACUACUGUAGAGACGUCCCUAUUAUCUCAAUGCAGAGUAAGCUAAAUGGACGUGCUAUAAUAGGGCACCCUAUCCAAGUUGAAGCUCUUGAAAGUGGUUCCUCAGAAAACUUUCUUCCUGCUACCAAUCAUUUUUAUCCUGAAACAUCGGAGAAUCAUAUGGCGCUUACACCCAUAUGGAGUACUGCUCGUAGAACUGCCAAUUUUCGGGUUCCACGCCCACACGUGUCCUCAGCAAUGAGUAGUGAAAGUAAACCAGAUCUUCAAGUUGUUGUUGACCAAGACAAACAAAUCCCAUUUGGACACCCUCAACAUUUGGACAGGAGAUUCCCAAGAAAUUCACCGAGGAAAAUUAAUCCGUCUUCCAACCAGAAGACAAGAACACUUUCAUCGAUUGCUUCAGAACCUAAACAUAGUAUUGAUCAUAGAAUUGGAGGCAACAAUUAUCAAGCAGACGGGCUGAUGAAAACCCAGGACGUGCCUACAACUGUAGCUUGUAUACCUGUUAAGCUGGUAUUCAGUAGGUUGCACGAGGAGUUUGAUGGGUACCAUCAGGAAUGAAAUUCCGAGUCCUGAUGAUGGAUGUGAAAUAAUAGAACGGUGAUCGCUAUUAGCCUUGUGUAAAUUCUUGGAAACCAAUUAUCAUAUUGAACCCCAGGUUCAACAUCUUUUCAUUGAAAGCCCCAUCUAUGGAUUUGUUUUGGUCGAAAAACCUGUAGAACAGGAUUGUUUGUGAAAUGAAAGCAUAGGAUAUUUUGAGGUAUGUAUGUUUUGCUGGGCUUUGUAUACAUGAAAGGGUGAUACUUUGAUGUGCUCUAUGGAUAGAAAUACAUAAUGUAGAUUUUAUGUAGAAGAUCACAUCGUUGUUUUUUUC
Molecule: messenger RNA, 3031 nt
Organism: Olea europaea var. sylvestris
Lineage: Eukaryota; Viridiplantae; Streptophyta; Magnoliopsida; Lamiales; Oleaceae
Exons: 3
Coding region: 499-2718 (739 amino acids)
Source: RefSeq, a predicted model, not a curated record